AUGGAGGCUACACACUCAGCCCCAGGGGAACCUAGCUCCCUUGCAGCCCAAGAAACACAUGACAUUCAGCUAGACCCAUCCUUUGUGGACAGGCUGAAGGUAGCCGCUGCUACUGCCAUCAUCAAGCAGAAACCUGCCACCAUGUCUGGAAAAGAUUAUGCCAAACAGCUGGCUGAGAGACUAAAAAAGAAAGAAGAUUCAUGGAAAGCAAAGGCUAAUAAUCUGGAGAUGGAGUUACUAAAGACUAAACAGGAACUCUUGCUGGCGAAAACAAAAACUUCUCUUCCUCACAGCAUAAAUGAGAGAGAAGCAGCAAACACUUCCCACAGUCACAGUGAAACAAACACUGAUGAGCCAGCAUUCCUCACUCCCCCUUCAUCAUCAGAAGAAUACCAUCACAUUGAUCACCAGAUGGCGCUCUCUAGAAACACAAAAUUCCUUCACAGUCUCUCGACCCUCUCUACACUAAGCAGGACAGAUGAUGACGUAAAGGUCAUGGAAAGGUCAUCAGAGAUCAUAGUCAACAGCGUGAAAUUUGCAGUAGAAUACAUUACAGGAAAAUCAAAAGGAAAGGCCCCAUGUCAUCAUCUGUCAUCUCGGAUGCUGCAGAAGGCAGCUGAUGCUAUCGUGAAGACCUUGGAUACCAGACUACCUUCAGGAUGCAGGGAUGAUGUAGUCUCUCUGGUAGGCGAGCUGGUAAAGAGUGUUUUAGAUGCGGUGAUAGAAAAUUCCAAGAUAUGCAAUACAUACUCUCAGAGAGAAUCCUGUUGCAUCCUCCUUCGUCUCUCAAAAUCAUCUCAUCUCCUUCCUACCAUCCUCACCGCCAUUCUGGAGAAACUUGAGAUGGUAUCCACCUCCCUACGCAAUAUCCGUCUCCAUGGCAACCACCUAGAUGUUCAGCUUCUUGAAAACUCUUUCUUCCUCUUCUCUACAAUGGAAGAUAUUCUUGUUUCUGUACAGACAUCAUCAUCAGAUGCAUCAUCUUCUAAGGGAAGCUGUAUGGAAGGUCAAGGAACUUUGUUUAGCAAAAAGGAGACAUCAUCUCAAAACAGAACUACCUCUGGUGAACAUUCAAGACACGUACCAUCUCCAAAUUGUGAUGAUGAUGAUAACACUGAAGGUCAGGAUGCGAGAGGGAAAUCAGUGAGAGGUAAGACUGGUAACCAAACACGGAAACUAAGCUUGGAACAGGGGUUUAGGACGAAUGUACAGCAGAGACUAGAGGACAGUCUUCUUCAUAUCUCCCAUGACUUUCCUCUCUAUGCUCAGUAUGUAUGGAGGCUGACUGGAAUCUUGGAAUUGAUGAAUGAGUAAGGAAUUUACUCUCUAUGUGUACUUCUUAUUCAUUAUGGAAUAAUUUUAUUUUGUUUGUCCUGUUGAAGGCAGAGAUAAUGUUUGACAAUAACUUGCCCAUUAAUGAAGUGUUCUUUUUCAGUUAACUACACUUGAAACUGCUAAUAU
Strongylocentrotus purpuratus (purple sea urchin) is the source of this 1461-nucleotide messenger RNA. Its product is annotated as meiosis-specific protein MEI4-like. The coding region runs from base 1 to 1314 and encodes 437 amino acids. The record is from RefSeq and is a predicted model, not a curated record. NCBI's taxonomy places the organism in Eukaryota, Metazoa, Echinodermata, Echinoidea, Camarodonta, Strongylocentrotidae. Gene Ontology annotation, biological process: DNA recombination; meiotic DNA double-strand break formation; oogenesis. The transcript has 4 exons. Gene Ontology annotation, cellular component: lateral element.